This is a messenger RNA of Protopolystoma xenopodis, 354 nucleotides long. Lineage: Eukaryota; Metazoa; Platyhelminthes; Monogenea; Polystomatidea; Polystomatidae. The record is from the annotation of a GenBank genome assembly.
AUGCUGGCUCUAAUCUACUGCUUGAGACAGUUUGCCGAUCGCAUAAGCCGGUCUGUCCAAGUUUCGGGUACUGUCUACAGACCAGCAUGGCAGCAAUUAGAAGAAAAAGCUUUGCGUAAACGCUUGUCUAUAGACCAACAAGUAGCCGCAAUGCAGACGCACCAACUGGGCAUUACUUGGACAAUCAUAUUCGUUCACUGGACAUCUUCGGCUCGCCUCUUUCUCGUUCACGUUCCUUUUCGAGGCCCAAUUUACAAACUGGACCUGGGCGUAGCUAUAAAUCUGGCAAAUAAGAUCUCUGGCACGUGCCGCCCCGCCAUUCGCAAGCAGGCAAUCUUGCAUAAGAUACAUACC